Molecule: messenger RNA, 1163 nt
Organism: Suillus discolor
Lineage: Eukaryota; Fungi; Basidiomycota; Agaricomycetes; Boletales; Suillaceae
Product: Alpha/Beta hydrolase protein
Exons: 3
Coding region: 373-1122 (249 amino acids)
Source: RefSeq, a predicted model, not a curated record
GCUUAAAUAAAGACGCCCACAAGCUCUAGGCCUUCGGGCUACAGCAAGUCCAUUUUGAUUGCGCUUGAGCACCAACUUCCAAUAGAAUGGCAGGAGCAACUCAGCUCAGGAGUCCAGUCUAACAUUAUAAAUAGCGUCAUGACAGUCGCAGUCUUUCGUAGUGGACGCCAUAUGGACCGGUAUGGUGGCGGGUCGGAAGAUACCAAAGAGGACUGGUCACUUAAAUUUUCUCUAGACGACGCAUUGCUCGCGAGUGGUUCGCUACCAUGAAGUUUUGGUCAACUCUCGCGUUCGGUAUUCCCCGUACAUCUGCCGUGACCGGGUGAACAUCAUCGGCGAAACCGAGGUGAUCAACUCAGUGAGCUCACUACCAUGACCACUGUCCCGUCUGCAAGUCAGUGGGGAUCCCCUACUGCAAAUAGGAGAGCAUUCCUCAUACAUGGUUUGGAUUCGUCUUCGCACACGUUCCACCGUGUUGCAUCGACGCUUGCAACCAAAGGAUACUUGGUCAUUGCUCCGAAUCUUCUUGGACAUGCUCUCAGGAAGCCUGGAGUUGACUUCAAAGUCCAGACAUUGGCAGAUGACCUCUUGCCAUACCUUCAAGCUGCCGAGUAUGAUAUCGUCGUUGGCCACUCAAUGGGCGCGCUCGUGGUAUUAUCGCUUCUCAAGUACCUGCCAAAAACUAAACCUACUUCGGUGGUUCUUAUCGACCCAUCUCUGGAAAUAGCUGCAGAGCAGAUGGCGCAUUGGAGAGUCAAGCUUUCUGACCAUAGCAAAACUAACCUCACCGCAGAAGAUUAUAUGGCAUUGAAUCCUCUAUGGACGAGAGAAGAUGCUAUCUGGAGAGUGUUAGGGACCCAGAUUGGAAGAUCAACCAACUCCGAUGAUCAUAUCGAUGGUAACGUGCCGUGGUCAUUUUCGCAUCUGAUCGCCGACAAGCCUGCUGCCGCUGCAUUGACGGUUUUGAUUGAAGAUCUGCGAUUUAAUGGCGCUUUGAAGCUGGAAAUUGUCGCAAAGCUUAAAGACAUCAGAGCCGUGAUUGUUCCGAAUGCCUCGCACUGGAUACAGUAUGAAUUCCCCGAAGUGAUUGUUGAAGAGGCGCUAAGGAAUAUUGAAGAAUAAGACGAUGGUCAAUUAAGACUUCCAUGUUUCGACUACCAUUA